Colletotrichum orchidophilum is the source of this 843-nucleotide messenger RNA. Its product is annotated as cyclin. Gene Ontology annotation, biological process: regulation of cyclin-dependent protein serine/threonine kinase activity. The transcript has 2 exons. NCBI's taxonomy places the organism in Eukaryota, Fungi, Ascomycota, Sordariomycetes, Glomerellales, Glomerellaceae. The coding region runs from base 1 to 843 and encodes 280 amino acids. Gene Ontology annotation, molecular function: protein kinase binding. The record is from RefSeq and is a predicted model, not a curated record.
AUGUACGAGACCGACGAUGACCCGCCACAGCUGCCGUUCCGCCUUGAGCUUGCGAUAGAGUGCGUUGUUCUCCUGCCGCAAGAGGUCGAUGACCAUAUCGUGCUGCUCAUCAGCCUGCUUCGGUCAGUCGCCGGACUUGUGGAUGUCAGCGGGCUCUUCGUGAUUCGAUCGCAAACACUCAAUGGCUACUGUGCUGGCAAGGUGCAGAUGCAUCGCUCUCCAGGGGAUUCUUGUCAACUCCGGCUACCAUCAUCUGUCCGCGCCGUCAUCGACCAUCAGGCACCCGUGUUUGCCCGAUGGACGGGCAUGGCGUCAGACACCCGCCGAUUCGAACUGUUCUGUCGGCGGCCUCCUUCUUUACGACUUGUUACCGGCAUGGCUGAGCGCAUCCUUUCCAGAGUCCUGCCCAUCAACAGCGACAUAUGGGACUUCCCCUCAGAUUUGGCAGUCUUCCUACGCCAUCUGCUGCUGUGGGCUGAUAUCAGUGGAGCGGUACUCUGCGGUAGUCUGAUCUACUUGGAGCGGGGUCUUCAGCGGCCACAAAACUCUCCAAUGACGGAGGCGAAUCAGCAUUUGCGCGUCUUGGCGGCGGUUAUUCUUGCUCGGAAAUACCUAGAAGAUGUCACAUACAAAACGUCGUUCUGGACCGGCCUCACAGCCGAGGCAUGCUCAUUUCAUUUCACAGACGAUGAUAUCAAUGUCGCAGAGUGCCGACUUUUGGAAGAUGUAGCUUGGGACUUGAGUAUAGACGGUCAGGAGAUGCACAGAAUGGUACAACUGGUCUGUGGUUCGGGUAGCGUGCCGACGCUACUGAGUCGCGGGCCUAUCUCUGCCCAAGUCUAG